AUGAAGUUCGGAGAGCAGCUGCGGUCUAGCAUCAUCCGCGAGUACCAAUGGUACUAUAUCGAUUACGAUGGACUCAAGGCCGAGUUGAAGACCGCUUCGGGACCGCUCGUAGACGCCGAUGAUAACUCUUCGAGGAAUAAGAAGGGUAAGGGAAAGGGAAAGAUCAAUGGCCAGCAGAAGAACAGAUGGACCGAAGAGGAUGAGCAACGAUUCAUCGCCAGGCUCUACGCGGAGCUUGACAAGGUCUAUACCAAGACGAAAGUCAAGCAAUCGGAGAUCCAGCGCCGUAUAGCUGUUAGCGAACGAGAGGUCAAGGAGGUUGUUGCCAAGGUUACCGAGCGAGGCCUCACUGAGCAAGGACCUUCUGAGGAGGAGUUUAUCCUGCUUGAAGAAGACCUUAGCGACAUCAUUGCCGACGUCCAUGAUCUUGCAAAAUAUGUUCAAUUGAACUAUACCGGCUUUUAUAAAAUAAUCAAGAAGCACGAUAAAAUGACCAAUUGGCACCUUCGACCCUCAUUUGACACCGCGCUGAAGAACAAGCCAUUCUACAACGAGGAUUUCGAUGCGGAAGUUGUGAAGCUAUCUAACAUGUACAACAAUGUCAGAACACGCGGAAAUCCCAUAAAGGGCGACAGCGCUGCUGGUGGUACGCAAGGCAGCUUCGUUCGUCAAACAACUAAAUACUGGGUGCAUCCGGACAAUGUCACUGAAUUAAAGCUCAUCAUCUUGAAGCAUCUUCCCGUGUUGGUUUUCAACGCUAGCAAGGAAUUUGAAAUAGCAGAUUCCGCCAUCUCUUCUAUCUACUACGAUAAUCCCGAGAAAUGGGACCUCUACGAAGGCCGGUUAAAGAAGACCGAGGGAGCUGAGGCUAUCCGUCUAAGAUGGUAUGGUGGUAUGCAAAACGACACUAUUUUCGUGGAGCGCAAAACGCAUCGAGAAGACUGGACGGGUGAAAAGUCUGUCAAAGCUCGUUUUGCCAUGAAGGAGAAGAACGUCAACGCAUACCUGAGGGGUGAUCUACUGCCAACGGCCCUCUUCGAAAAGGCUCGCAAGGAUGGUAAGAAAUCCGAGAAGGCCAUUGCUGAGGAUGAGACGCUUGCAAAGGAGGUCCAAUACUCGGUCUUGAAGAACGGGUAUAAGCCCGUCUGCAGAUCGUUCUAUAACCGAACUGCGUUCCAGCUGCCAGCCGAUGCUCGUGUUCGAAUUUCCCUCGAUACCGAGCUUACGAUGGUUCGAGAGGAUAACUUGGAUGGUGUCAAGCGAUGUGGUGAUAACUGGCGACGAAUGGAUAUCGGCAUUGACUAUCCGUUCUCACAAUUGCCUCCUGGAGAUGUUGUCCGUUUCCCAUACGCGGUCUUGGAAGUAAAGCUCCAGACCCAACAUGGGCAAGAACCUCCGGAGUGGGUUCGCCAACUCAUCUCCAGCCAUCUCGUAGAGGCUGUUCCCAAGUUCUCUAAAUUUAUCCAUGGCACUGCUUCCCUUUUCCCUAGCAGGAUUAACUUGCUUCCUUACUGGAUGCCGCAGAUGGACGUGGACAUCCGCAAACCGGCAACUCACAACUUUGGUAUUCACCGCCCGAAUCAUUCGCAUACUAGUGGCACGACAUCAGAUGACGACGAUGACGAUGAUGAUAUUGACUCGGAUGCCGAUGAUGAAACCACCGACAACGGAUCUGCGGGCAAUUCUGGUAAUGGAAAUGGCUUAUCGCGGGGUGCUCAGGCGCUUGUGCUUGGAGAUAUUGAGGGGCAGACUGUCGAGGGCACGGUCACCAACCAAGAUUACCCGCUAUAUGACUCAGAUGACGAAGUAGACGAGGAAGAUGCACUUGAGGAGGCACGGAGAGUUGGCGGCUGGACGUAUUACUCGGCGUUGGCUAAGAAGUAUGGAAAUGCUGUCGGCCACGGUGCGUUCAAUGUCUUGAUGAGCAUCAUACCGCGCCCUCGCUCUACUACAGUGCCUCGUAGCAACCGAAACCAGAUGUUCUUCGGCAACCAGGAAAUCCAGACGAAGAAGUUUAAGGCCCCGAAGGGUAAGAGGAUCUAUGUGCCGGUCAGAGUCGAGCCCAAGGUCUACUUCGCGGCGGAGAGGACUUAUCUUAGCUGGCUUGAAUUCUCGAUUUAUAUCGGAACCAUCGCCGUCACGUUGCUCAACUUCGGCACUCAACCGACUAAGCUCUCUUUCCUUGUAUCGGGAAUAUUUACACUCUUGGCUAUUCUGUCACUGUGCUACUCGGUUGGAAUCUACUUGUACCGAAGCAAGGGUAUUCGCGAGCGCAGGAUUAUUAAGUAUUACGACAGGAUGGGCCCGACUGUCUUAUGCAGUGCCCUCUUUAUCGGUGUUGUGCUGAACUUUGCGUUCGAGGGGAGGGAUAGGGAGCUCUGGUAG
This is a messenger RNA of Annulohypoxylon truncatum, 2385 nucleotides long. RefSeq names its product SPX-domain-containing protein. Gene Ontology annotation, biological process: vacuolar transport; vacuole fusion, non-autophagic; microautophagy. NCBI's taxonomy places the organism in Eukaryota, Fungi, Ascomycota, Sordariomycetes, Xylariales, Hypoxylaceae. The record is from RefSeq and is a predicted model, not a curated record. Gene Ontology annotation, cellular component: vacuolar transporter chaperone complex; fungal-type vacuole membrane. Bases 1 to 2385 code for a protein of 794 amino acids. The transcript is spliced from 3 exons.